GGGACCAGUCUUCCCAGAUGCAGGAGACAGCGUCCCUAGUUUCAGCUCCAAGCAACUGGUGGUCACAAGUUAGCAUUUCAGAUGGCGGGGACCGCACGCCAUGACAGGGAGAUGGCGAUCCAGGCCAGAAAAAAGCUCACCACGGCCACCGACCCCAUUGAAAGGCUCCGGCUGCAGUGCCUGGCCAGGGGCUCUGCGGGCAUCAAAGGACUUGGCAGAGUGUUUCGAAUCAUGGAUGACAACAAUAACCGAAGUCUCGAUUUCAAAGAGUUUGUGAAGGGCUUGAACGACUACGCGGUGGUCAUGGAAGGCGGAGAGGCGGAGGAGCUCUUCCGGAGGUUCGACAGGGAUGGCAACGGCACCAUAGACUUCAAUGAAUUUCUUCUCACAUUGAGGCCUCCGAUGUCCAGAGCCAGAAAGGAGGUGACUAUGCAAGCUUUUAGAAAGCUGGACAAGACUGGGGAUGGUGUGAUAACAAUCGAAGACCUUCGUGGGGUGUACAAUGCGAAACACCAUCCAAAGUACCAGAAUGGAGAAUGGACUGAGGAACAAGUAUUCAGGAAAUUUCUGGAUAACUUCGAUUCGCCCUAUGACAAAGAUGGAUUGGUGACCCCCGAGGAGUUUAUGAACUACUAUGCAGGGGUGAGCGCGUCCAUCGACACCGAUGUGUAUUUCAUCGUCAUGAUGAGAACCGCCUGGAAUCUCUAA
Molecule: messenger RNA, 708 nt
Organism: Molossus molossus (Pallas's mastiff bat)
Lineage: Eukaryota; Metazoa; Chordata; Mammalia; Chiroptera; Molossidae
Gene: CAPSL
Product: calcyphosine like
Exons: 5
Coding region: 82-708 (208 amino acids)
Molecular function (GO): calcium ion binding
Source: RefSeq, a predicted model, not a curated record